Molecule: messenger RNA, 1479 nt
Organism: Chionomys nivalis (European snow vole)
Lineage: Eukaryota; Metazoa; Chordata; Mammalia; Rodentia; Cricetidae
Product: guanylate-binding protein 1-like
Exons: 8
Coding region: 1-1479 (492 amino acids)
Molecular function (GO): GTPase activity; GTP binding
Source: RefSeq, a predicted model, not a curated record
AUGGCUCUAAAGGUCCACAUGCAUGGUCCUGUGUGUCUCAUUGAGAAUGCAAAAGGACAGCUGAGACCAAAUCAGAAUGCGCUGGAGAUCCUGUCGGCCAUCACACAGCCUGUGGUGGUGGUGGCCAUCGUGGGCCUCUACCGCACAGGAAAAUCCUACCUGAUGAACAAGCUGGCUGGGAAGAAAUCGGGCUUUGCUUUGGGCUCCACAGUGCAGGCUCAUACAAAAGGAAUCUGGAUGUGGUGUGUGCCUCAUCCCCACAAGAAGGACCACACACUGGUACUGCUUGACACCGAGGGCCUGGGCGAUGUUGAGAAAGGAGACAACCAGAAUGACUGCUGGAUCUUUGCCCUGGCUAUACUUCUAAGCAGCACCUUUGUGUACAACAGCAUGGGACCCAUCAACCAGCAGGCCAUGGACCAGCUGCACUAUGUGACCGAGCUGACAGAUCGGAUCAGAUCAAGGGCCUCACCUGACCAGGAGGACGAGGUGGAGGACUCAGCUGAGUUUGUGAGCUUCUUCCCUGACUUUGUGUGGAGCCUGAGGGAUAUGACCUUGAAACUGGAAAUAAAUGGAGUCCGCGUCACAGCAGAUGAGUACCUGGAGAAUUCGCUGAAGCUCAAGGAAGGUACCUGCAAAGAGGUUGAAAAAUACAACUUGCCCCGACUCUGUAUUCGAAAGUUCUUUCCAAAGAAGAAAUGUUUUAUCUUCUAUCCACCCACUGAGUGGAAAAAGCUUCCCCUGCUGGAGUCUCUGCAAGAAAAUGAAAUAGAUUCUGAUUUUUUGCAGCAAGUAGCGGAAUUUUGUCUGCACAUCUUUAAGCAUUGCAAAGCCAAAACUCUUCCGGGAGGCGUACCUGUCAAUGGCCCACGACUAGAAAGCCUAGUGCUGACCUAUGUUGACUCCAUCUGCAGUGGAGAUCUGCCCUGCAUAGAGAACGCAGUCCUGGCUUUGGCAAAGAUAGAGAACUCAGCCGCAGUGCAAAAGGCCAUUGCCCACUAUGACCAGCAGAUGCACCAAAGGGUGCAGCUGCCCACAGAGACUCUCCAGGAGCUGCUGGACCUGCACAGGGCCAGUGAGAGAGAGGCCAUAGAAAUCUUCCUCAGGACUUCCUUUAAAGAUGAAGACCAUGCAUUUCAAAAGGAACUGGGGUCUCAGCUAGAAGAACGGUGGGAUGACUUCUGUAAACGCAAUCUGGAAGCAUCAUCAAACCGUUGCCGGGCAUUGCUUCAGAAUAUCUUCAAACCUCUUGAAGAAGGUGUGAGGCAAGGCACUUACUCUAAGCCAGGAGGUUAUGGCCUCUUUGUUCAGGAAACACAGAGACUGAAGAAAGAGUACUAUGGACAACCAAAGAAGGGCAUACAGGCUGAAGAAGUUCUACAGACAUACUUACAAUCCAAGGAAGCCGUUUCUAAUGCCAUUUUACAGACAGAUCAGAGUCUGACUGAAAAGGAAAAGGAGAUUGAAGGUAAGAAAUGA